Prunus dulcis (almond) is the source of this 2404-nucleotide messenger RNA. RefSeq names its product transcription factor MYB15. The record is from RefSeq and is a predicted model, not a curated record. Gene Ontology annotation, molecular function: RNA polymerase II cis-regulatory region sequence-specific DNA binding; DNA-binding transcription factor activity, RNA polymerase II-specific. Gene Ontology annotation, biological process: regulation of DNA-templated transcription. Bases 707 to 1945 code for a protein of 412 amino acids. Lineage: Eukaryota; Viridiplantae; Streptophyta; Magnoliopsida; Rosales; Rosaceae. Gene Ontology annotation, cellular component: nucleus. The transcript is spliced from 3 exons.
CUGGUUUUCCCCAAAGCCCAAGGCCACAACACAAGAGAAAGAGGAUGAGACAAAGCACAGGCAACAGUGGAAAUAUUACUACAUAUUUAACGCCAACACCAAGACUCUUCCCCCAAGCAGAAGUUUAGAGAAAACCCCCCACCCCCACCACCGCCACCCACACGAGCGGUUCUCGAAGUGCAUGCACAACAGCACAGACUUUCUGCCUUUUCAAACAAACAAGCCCAUUUUCCUAUAUAUAAGAGAGAGAAACAGAGAGAGAGAGAGAGAGAGAGAAGAAAAGAUCAUAUCAGUCUCAAAAUAAGCACCCCACCUGACUCUCUGUGAGUUUGUGUGAGAGAGAAUCAAAUUACAACCGUGUGGUUGGUUUCUUCUCUUCUUUUUGUGUUAUUGAUACAAACCAACCCAAUUCUCUGUUUUCACCUGUUCCCUUUCUUGUUUAAUUUUCUCUCACUUUCUUUUCUGCCUUACAGACCCUUCUUUUGAGUGAGUGAUCUCACAGGUGGAGAGAGGUUUAGAUCACCAGAUAGGUAGCCCUCCUGUUCCUCUGAUCAUCACUUCUUUUCUUCAUUCUCACAAGUCUAGAAGAAAAACCAAGUGUUGCUUUUGUUCUCUGCCUUGUGGCAUUGCCCUAUUUCUGUUUGAUAAAAAACCCAUCUUGAUUAGCAGCUGAAGUUUCUACUUUUAAUCUUCGUUCUCAUUGAAAAUGGCUCCUCAACAUCUGAAGAGUGAUUGUGUUGGUUUCACUAGAUAUGAAGAUUUGAACUUUUUGCCACCUCCUCCUGUUUCUCAUCAACUUUCUCUGUCAAACACCUUUGGGGCAAUGGUUCAUCCUCAUUUUUAUUCUGGAGGGCAAGAUCACUCAGGUACUUCUUCUGAGCCUUUCAGCCCCUCAUCAUCCCAGCGAAGCAAGAAACCAUGGGGUUUUAAGCCUCUGGAAAAUGGGGGAACAAGAAUAACUGAUCAUGGUGAUCAGUAUCCUGUGCUUCUUGGGAUUGAUCAGAAAAAGGGCAUGCCUUUAAGUCUUGCUGGAGAGGAAGCUGAUGAAGGUAGGAGCCUUGCUGCUGCUGGGAGAACUGGUACUGGUGGGCAUACAAAGAGUUGUGCCAGAGGCCAUUGGAGACCUGCUGAAGAUUCAAAGCUCAAAGAACUUGUGGCCCAAUAUGGUCCUCAAAAUUGGAACUUAAUAGCUGAGCAUCUUGAUGGCAGAUCAGGAAAAAGUUGCAGAUUGAGGUGGUUUAACCAGCUAGAUCCAAGGAUCAACAGAAGGGCUUUCAAUGAGGAAGAAGAAGAAAGGCUCCUGGCUGCCCAUAAACUUUAUGGCAACAAAUGGGCCAUGAUUGCUAGGCUCUUCCCUGGAAGGACUGAUAAUGCUGUGAAGAACCAUUGGCAUGUGAUCAUGGCUAGAAAACACAGAGAGCAAUCCAAUGUUUACAAGAGAAGAAAGCCUUCUUCUCCUCAGGCCACCCAGCUUCCUAAGGAAUUUUAUCACCCUCCUGUGACCAAUUUUCAAAAGAAUACCUCCAGCACUGAAUCAACUGUCUCAAUAAGCACCAUUGACGACACUCAAUCUGCUUCAACAUGCACUGAACUCUCCCUCACUCCCUCCACUAGGUUACCUCUUAGCUUUUUUAGCAAGCUCCAUCCGUUUCAGCAACACCAGAACUUUGGAUCUCAGAUGGGCUCAUCAAGUGAUGGGCGUUCUGGCAAGAUCAUUGGCAAUGGGAAUGGCUUGUGCAAAACUGGACCUCUGGAAGGAGCUGUGAUGGGUGUGGACCAAUCUGGUCAUCAAUCAGAUUCAAACUCAGAAAUUUCAGGAGAUGGAUCAGUCACCACCACUAGGACGAAUGUGUCAUUGUCUGGGGAAAAUCAAAACCAAAAUCUGAAUAAUAAUGAGAAGAUCAGCAUGUCCUUCAUUGAUUUUCUUGGAGUAGGCAUGGGUUAAAAAAAAAAAGAUGUGGGUUUUGGGCAGGAACAAAGGAGAAAGGCUGGAACUAUAGCAAAAGUGCAAGAGCUUAACCAUUGCAAACACCCAUGUAUCUGUGAUGUGGUAAAAGUGCGUCUGCAAGGAGGGGCAUCUCUACAGUCUUUUGAUGUGUACAGUUAGUUCUAUAAAAGGAAAAUAGAAAGCUACAGUAAACUAGGUAAAAGCAGCAGAGAGAGAGAGUUAAAAAAAAAAAAUGAUAUGAGAGUGGUUCAACUUCAAAAUAAUUGUGAAAACGUCUUCGGACUUAUGCAGGAAGCAAGCAAGCAGCAGUGGGGUUUGGUUUGGUUACUUUAUUCUCUAUGUGAUGUUGUUUGUUUUGUGGCAUUUUGCACACGAGGCAGAGCCAAAGCUACUUGUUGCAGACUUACUGACUCAAUGAAUGAACCUGCCCAUGUUUCAUGACUAGUUUUUAAUGCU